AAGAUUCGCACCCUGACUGUCACUUUCUUCAUCGCCGACUCCGUGCGCUCCGCCGCGGAGAUGGCCGCCGCCCUCCGCGCCGUCCUGGCCGUGGUGCUGCCUCUGCUCUCGGGCGCCAUCAUCGUCAAAGAGCUGCCCAACUCCACCGAUGCGAGGGCCGCGGAGCAGCCCCAGCAGAUGGCCCUGAUCCAGGAACACGCGGCCGUCGCCGCGCACAGCUCCGGGAUUCCGUUCAUCGGGACCUCGGUGCAGCUCUCGCUGACGCAGAUCAUCGAUCCGAUUAAGCAGAGCCUGCUGAGGCUCAAGGAGUGGAUCGUCACGCAGCUGGCGUCGCUGGACGCGGGCCUCACUAAGACCCAAGAGAUGCCCGAGAAGGCGCUCGAGGUGUUUGCGACAAAACUCAGCGCCCUUUUCGAGGCGAUUGACCUGCAGCUGCAGCCAGUCACCAGCAAGCUGUCGGCCGACAGCCCGGCCAUAGAUGGCCUGAGCAAGGUGCUCACGGCCACCGGCCAUCCGGGUGUCGCAGACAAGAUCACCGAGGUCAUGGACGCGAUGAGCAAGCAGGUUCAAGCGUACGAGAAGACCUUGAGCAGCAGCGCCGACGUCGCGGACGGCCUGAAGAACCUGACCAAGGACGACUGGCACAAGGCAGGCCCGAAGAUUGAGGAGCUGAAGAAGUACCUGGACACGGGUGCGUCCGCGAUCAAGUCCUUUGGGGACACGCUCCAGGCAAAGGUCGAGGAGGCGCUCACGGUGCUUGCCGGCAGCCUCGGCGUCGAGGCCUCCGUGUUCUCGCCGAUCUCGCAGGCCGCCGGCGACGGCUGGCACUACCUGGGAGACUCCUCGACGGCCCUGGCCGCUGGCAUCGUGUCCUCCUCGCAGAUGCUCCCCCCUGAGAUCAAGGAUCUGUGUGAUCGAAAUCGGAUGGGCACGAAGAUCGACAGCAUGUUCUGCUCAUUUUGAGCAGGACUCGCCUCGCUGUCGGUGUCGCCGCGGACGUUGUCCACCUGAGACAGAAGGCCGCCCGCACAACAUUUGUAGAACGUCUGUUGUUGGGUAUCGUGCCCAUUUUUCCUACCCGUUUCGGGCGUCCAAGAAGGAGCCGUGGGACGCCAACCGUCCCAGGAUCAGUGCAUGCGCCCUCCUGCCCAGGCUGGGAAUUGGGACACUUUCGCCAAUCCUCGCGACAAAGCCAGUUUUUUUUUGGGGGGGGAUCACCACAAACUGCGCAAGCAUCACUAGAAGAAAAGCUGUCUGCCUGAUGCGAUCCAGACUGGCUCCUCCUCCUCCUCCUCCUUUCCCUCCCUCCUCCUCCUUUCCCUCCCUCCUCCUCC
This is a messenger RNA of Prorocentrum cordatum, 1334 nucleotides long. Lineage: Eukaryota; Dinophyceae; Prorocentrales; Prorocentraceae. The record is from the annotation of a GenBank genome assembly.